AUGGCAUUGGUAAAGGCUCUUAAUGAAAAUAAUAAUACUUUAACUACCUUAGAUCUUAGGAAUAAUUAUUUGGAUCUUGAAAUAAGAAAUGAGAUGUUGAAGGUUCUUGGAAAAAAGAUUAUUUUAUUUAAUGGUUGGGACAAAACAAGUGAAAAAUUAAUACAGGCACGUGAGCAAUUUUACAACGUUGCGUUAAAAAGUUUAGAUGAG
This is a messenger RNA of Racocetra fulgida, 210 nucleotides long. Lineage: Eukaryota; Fungi; Glomeromycota; Glomeromycetes; Diversisporales; Gigasporaceae. The record is from the annotation of a GenBank genome assembly.